This is a messenger RNA of Drechmeria coniospora, 3201 nucleotides long. RefSeq names its product WD40 repeat-like-containing domain protein. Gene Ontology annotation, molecular function: protein binding. The transcript is spliced from 5 exons. The coding region runs from base 1 to 3201 and encodes 1066 amino acids. Gene Ontology annotation, cellular component: cytoplasm. The record is from RefSeq and is a predicted model, not a curated record. Gene Ontology annotation, biological process: positive regulation of TORC1 signaling. Lineage: Eukaryota; Fungi; Ascomycota; Sordariomycetes; Hypocreales; Ophiocordycipitaceae.
AUGGAUCGCCCCGAGCCAGGGCUGGUCAAGUGGUCCGCCAACGCCGACGUCGACAGCUUCGUCCACGUCAACCUGCAGCACCGCGUCGUGCAGCUCUACGAACCGACCGGCCACGCUCACAGGCGUCGCUUCGACUAUGCAAAGCUCAGCCGGCACGAAGACUUCCCUCCCCUCACCACCUACGACUGGUCCCCCGCGAACCCCGAGCUUCUGGCCGUCGGCACGAGCGCCGGCAUCGUCAACCUCCUCCGCAUCGACGACAGCUCCAAUGGAUAUGUCGAGAUCGGCCUCAAGAUGGCUAGAACCUGUCAGGCCGUCGCCUUCAACACCACGGGGCUCCUGGCCGUCGGUCUCGAUCGCGUGCGCAUGGACCAGAGUCUCCAGGUCUGGGACGUGAACCGCCUCACGGCGUCGGAGAACCAAGCCAAGGGCUUCCCUCCCGGCGCCGUCAGCCUCGUCGAGCCCAGGACGCGUCUCGAGCCGAGCGUGUCCGUCUCGAGCCUCAAGUUCUUCGAGGACAACCCGCAGACGCUGGUGGCGGGCAUCAAGGGCCAGGGCGUGAGGAUUCACGACCUUCGAGGCGAGCAACCCCCCGUCCACUUCCUCAUCUUCUUCCUCUUCUUCUUCCUCUCGCUCGUAUCCUUCAUCGACGCCGCCCCCGAUCCCGCUGACCACUACGCCGACCAAAACUUCUUCGCUUCGUCCGCCCUUGAUCACCCAGGCGUCAUGAUCUGGGACCGAAGAGCUCUGUCCCGCCCGCUGGCCUCGCACACCUACCUCCACGCCGUUGAGCAAGACGACUUGCCGUGGGGUGGUGCCCUGCGCCUCGAUCAGGUGAUCGAGACCGACUCCGACCCCACGCUCGCCGAGGGAAAGCAUUCCCUUAUUCGCUCGCUGCGGUACUGCCGCGACCGCCGCGGUCUUCUGGCUGCGCUGUCGCCCACCGGACAGCUCAAGGUCCUGCAAACGAACCGGGAGACUCGCUCAUCCGACUCUGCCCCGCUUGCCGGGCCCGAACUGCUCCAUGUCCAACGAUCCCACGAGAUGGAUGUGUCGUAUCAAGACAGCUCCAGGAGAAACGAUCGAAUCGUAUCGUUUGACUGGGUCACUCUCAGGUCACCGGUCCUGAGCCCGAGACUGCUUGUCCUACGCGUCAACGGGAAAUUUGACGUGCUGGAGCAACCAUCACGCACGUCGGACCACGCGUUCAACUUUAUCCCCUGGCAAUCGCCGCAUCGAGGCCUCGAAGACAAUGCUUCGUACCAGGAAAUGAUGCAGUUCGAGCCCCCCCAGGCUGCAGAGCUUCUUGGGGCCUUUUUAGUUGAGCAAACCCAUUCGGAGGUGCCCAUCUUUGGUCCUGAGAGUGCGAGCGUGGAGGAGAGGCUGCUGAACGCCCUUCGAGACUCCUCAGCGACAUCAACCAUAGCCAAACCUCUUAACCAACUUGCCGCUCCCUUACCUGAGUCGUUUCACAACGCGACGUCGACAGCCCAAAAACUCCGUCUCUUGCGCGCGUACGUUCGUGACAAUACCGAGCCGUCACAAUCACAGCUCGAGGAAGAAGAAUUGCCUCGCAACGGCAAUGCACCCAUGGGCAAUGGGCCGGACGGAAUUUCGCUAGCCUCAAACAGCCUCGGCUCCUGUCGAGAUAUUCAUGAGGGGCUCUUGACAACCCUUCUGGCGGCAAAGGGUCUUCCGAGAGAAGCCCAGGCUGUGGUGGAUCACACCAUGCUUCUCCGCGCAAAGGACAAGUACCUUUUCGACGCCGCUUGGAACAGGAAUGUGGUUGCCGACGAUCCCUGGAAGAGGUUCGCCUGGGACUGGAUCGCAGAUGCCGAACAUGCGGCCGAUGAUGGGGGGAUGCUGCUGGGUAACAUGGACUUGAGCUUCCUCGGAGUGCAUGCCGUAUGGAACAACGACCUAGGCAGGAAUUUCAGCACUCGUCUUGCCCCCGGCACGGCCGUUCCUGACGCAUCGCAGUGGGAGCGAGCUCUGUGGCAGUACUGCAAAAAGCAUCGCUUGCCCAAGUUCGACGGGAUAUCAACAAAAAAGCCUCACCACCGGCAGUUCUGCCUCGAGAUCUGCGGCUGGGGCGACCCUCAGCGGCACGAUCCGAGCGGCGUCGACCGAGAGGUGGAUCCAGAGUAUCCCACCGCCAUCCACACCAUGGUCGCCUCUCGAGCGCUGUUCAAAGGCGACACGAAGCAAGCGGUUCAGAUCUUGAAAAAGGCGAGCUCGCGGCAUCCGGAGCUGCUGUUUGUGUCCCUGGCCCUCCAGCUCACGGGACGAGGCGGAAGGCAGACGAACAAGGAGAGACUGGAGAUUGACGAUGCGGUGGCGUCCAAGACUGACCCUUAUUUGCGGGCGAUAUCGUCUCUCAUCGCGACGGGAGACUGGGCAGCCAUCGCCAACCAGCGUUCGCUGCCCCUGGCAGACCGCGCCGUCGUGGCUGUCCGCAACUUUGACGAUGACCAGCUCACCAGGUGGCUCAACGAUCAGGUCUCCCUUGCCAUCGAGGGCGGCGACAUCGAGGCCAUCGCACUGACAGGCAUCAACGACAGUCUGGUCGAUAUCUUUGCCCGCUACGUCCAAAAGUUCCACGACGUGCAGACAGCUACGCUCGUCCUGUCCACGUGCUACCCGCGGUACAUUGACGACAUCCGCUGUCGCGCCUGGCGAGAUGCCUAUCGUACCCACCUCCAGCGCCAUCGGCUUUUCUUUCAACGCACAAAGUUCGAAGUCGAAUCCACCAAGCGGUCCAAACGCGACGGCAUGCCCACGCUCAAGCCGCCGUCGCGACAAAUUGCCCUACGCUGCGUGUUCUGCGAUGCGGACAACUCUCUCGCCAGCCAAGGCAGCGUCGCUCGCUCUUCUGGCACUGGUGCCCCGUCCGUCCUCGAGACGCGAAACCCACUCCUGGCGACGAGCAUCAACGCGGGCGUGAGCUGUCCCAACUGCGGCAGGCACUUGCCCCGCUGUGUAGUCUGCCUCGAGGUCGUGGGCGUGCCUCGCUCCGACAAGCCCGAGGAGAAAGAGGGGAGUCGCAUGGCGGGCAGAUUCCCGACUUUCUGUCUCCGGUGCGAGCACGUGCUGCAUCUGGACCAUGCGAGGCAGUGGUUUGCGAGACAUGUCGAGUGCCCCGUGCCUGAGUGCCGUUGUCAGUGCAAUUUCAAGGCAAACCCCGAUCUUGGGUAUCAGUGA